Messenger RNA from Beta vulgaris subsp. vulgaris (sugar beet), 1131 nucleotides. RefSeq lists its product as uncharacterized. The coding region runs from base 1 to 1131 and encodes 376 amino acids. NCBI's taxonomy places the organism in Eukaryota, Viridiplantae, Streptophyta, Magnoliopsida, Caryophyllales, Amaranthaceae. The transcript has 4 exons. The record is from RefSeq and is a predicted model, not a curated record.
AUGGAGCGCAAAAUGAAAUCUGCAAUAGAGGAGCUUGAGAAGAGGAUGAAAAAUCAAUUCAAUGCCAUCUUGGAGCACAUGGGAUUACCUAGCUUUGACGAGCGCAACAUCACUCCAGGAGACAAAUUAAGCCAACAAGAUCCUGAGACACCUAGAGAGACACCUAGAGAAGUACCUGGUUCGACACCUAAUCCUCCACUACUUGAUCCCCCGGUACCUAAUUUAGAGGAGGAGUCACAUUGUGAUCUUUUACUUCCCAAAUCAAAAGAUGGUGAGUUGGUUGUGGUAGCUUAUGGUUGGGCACAACCAUCGAGAGUGGGCCAAACAUCGCAUUUGUUGCCGGUAGCAGAUUUUUAUUUUAAUGUGUCCGUAGACACCAUUAUAUGUGGAUUUGAAGAUUUCCCUUUACCGGUCCCUAGGGCGGAUUGGAGCCUCUUUGUUCUCAAUGACGCAGAGGGUAGUUUUGUGAUAUGGCCACGUGCUUGGGUGCGAUUUACAGAUGAGGCUACACAGAAAACAAAAAAGGCAAAAAAUGUGAAGAAUUUGGAUGUGAACAAAGAGGUUUCGCAAGGAAACCAUUCAAAAUCGAAUGAGGUGGGCUCAAAAGCUAACAAUAACAAGGCGGAAUCACAACCUAUUCCUGCAAUUGUAGGAAAGAUUUCAUCCAAGGGCUCAUCUCCUGAUGCGACACCAAAAGGAACGCCACUUGUGAGUGAGCAAGUGAUCCAAUCUCUUAGCAAGUCAUGUCUUUGGCUACAUGCUCGGGUUAGCAACUUGCCGGAUUCUUCCCCAAUAAAGGUGGAUUUGGAGAAGUCCCAAUUCCACUACCUAGGUGAAGAUUCAGCUACUUGGGUAUAUAAAGUGGAUAUUCGGGAAUUCCUCUGUGGAGCGAUGUUAAAUAUAUCUAUAUUACAAGUCUUCAUGAGUGCACUUUACGAAGAUUUACUUGGAUGUGAUUCUGUUUCGAAAGUUGGGUGGUUAUGUCCACAAGAGAUUCGUGAUGCCAAUUGCUUGCACAACCAUGCUGAAGCGAAUGAGUACAUUGAACGGAGUAUUAGACAAUGUGUUCGAUCGGGUGAUAAGUAUAUUAUUGCUCCAUACAUUGAAGAGUAUGUUUUAGUAUCUAAUUGA